Hyaena hyaena (striped hyena) is the source of this 1050-nucleotide messenger RNA. RefSeq names its product vomeronasal type-1 receptor 4-like. Gene Ontology annotation, molecular function: pheromone receptor activity. The record is from RefSeq and is a predicted model, not a curated record. Gene Ontology annotation, biological process: G protein-coupled receptor signaling pathway. Lineage: Eukaryota; Metazoa; Chordata; Mammalia; Carnivora; Hyaenidae. Gene Ontology annotation, cellular component: membrane.
AUGGCUGUUGAUGUCAAAACCUUCAAUGAACCUUUUGUUCACAGGAAUGAUUGUUGCUAUAAUUUAAGGGGAAAUGUACUGAAUGAUAGAAUAGCUUCCAUGGAUUUGGCAAUAGCAAUCAUCUUCUCAUCACAGACGAUAGUUGGAGUCCUGGGAAACUGCUCUCUUCUUUACCAUUAUCUCUUCCAUUACCACACUGAAGGAAGGUUGAGACCCACAGAUCUGAUUCUCAAGCACCUGUUUAUAGCCAACUCCCUGUUGAUGCUCUCAAAAGGAGUCCCCCAUACAUUGGCAGCUUUUGGGGUGAUAUAUUUCUUCAGAUUUGAAUGCAAACUUGUUUUCGAUGUUCAGAGAGUGGGCAGAGGGGUGUCCAUUAGCAGUAUCUGCCUCUUGAGUGUCUUCCAGACCAUCAUGAUCAGCCCCAUGAACUCCUGGUGGAAGGAUCUUAAAGUCAAAGCUCCAAAGUACAUUGGAUUCUCCAUUACCCUCUGCUGGAUCCUGCACAUCAUGGUAAAUUUUAUCAUUCUUGCUUAUGAGUUUUAUGUAUCUGGGAAACAGAGGAGCAAAAACAUCACAAAGAACAAGGAUUAUGGAUACUGUUCUAUUUCUGAUCCUGAGACAAUGACAGGGCGACUUUUUGCAGUACUGAUAGUAUUCCCUGAAGUUUCACUUUCUGGGCUGAUGAUCUGGGCCAGCGGCUCCAUGGUCUUCAUCCUACACAGACACAAGCAGCAGAUCCAACACAUUCACAGCACUAAUGGCUCCCCCAGACCCUCUGCUGAGUCCAGAGCCAUCCAGAGCACACUAGUGCUGGUGAGCACCUUUGUAUCUUUUUACUUCAUCUCCUCUAUCUUUCAUGUUGGCGUUGCUCUUAUUUAUAAUCCCACUCAGUGGUUAGUAAACAUCUCUGCCCUAACUUCGAUGUGUUUUCCAACUGUCAGUCCCUUUCUGAUCAUGACUUGAGACUCCACAGUACUCAGGAUCUGCUUUUCUUGCAUAAGGAACACAAACUCUCCUAAUGUUACCAAAAAAUGUAAAUUGUAUGUUUAG